Tarenaya hassleriana is the source of this 2541-nucleotide messenger RNA. RefSeq lists its product as uncharacterized. Gene Ontology annotation, biological process: protein transport. Lineage: Eukaryota; Viridiplantae; Streptophyta; Magnoliopsida; Brassicales; Cleomaceae. The transcript is spliced from 8 exons. The record is from RefSeq and is a predicted model, not a curated record. Bases 1203 to 2384 code for a protein of 393 amino acids.
CCCAAGGCAACGUAUACCAGCAGUUUCCGGCGAAAUCUGAAAGCACCGACCUCAGAUCCCGCGAAAAAAUUAAUCCAGCCCCAAGCAGGGAAAAUGGCAAGGAUUGAGCAGAUCGAUGAUGCGGACAAGACGAAGAAGAUGAAGAAUAGGAACCAUGGCUCUACCAAGUUCUUCGUGUUCGUCGAUUACCUUUUCCUCUUCAUAUUUUUCGCCUUCCUCUGUUUCAUCGUCCUCAAGAUUUUGGGAUUUGGAUUUGGAUUUGGAUUGAGCUGAUAGGGGCACAUGGGGAUGAAAAGAAUCGCGGUUCUCUGGUUACUUGUAUCGUUUGUUUAAUCUGCCUCUGAUAAUUUCGUCUUACAUCCUUCCCGUGAUGCACUGCCAUACCCCUCGGCGCAUAGGCAAGGCUACUCGGCCGAGACCCGGCAGAUGCCUACUCGGCCUCAGCCUUGCGUACCAUGAGUACCGAGGGUCUGUCACAUAUCUCUUUUGUUUCAUCUGAUUUAUUUGUGUUGUAUUGCAAUGAUCUUUCUUUUUGGAGAAUCUAUGUAAGAAUCUUAAUCCACUUGGAACAUUCCACGACGAACUGGGGAACUACUACUUAGAGGUUUGGGUUUUCUUUAGCAUAACAUGUGUUUCCAUGAUUUGAGGCAAAGUCUGGUCUAUAUAUGAAAGAAUGAACCAGACAUUUUUGGCCAUUUUGGUCGCUUUCGCCUGUCUCUAUGGGUGUAUCGUGAUUUUGGACGCCUUUUUCUCCUCAGUUACCAGUCAUUUGAAGCAUUCACUGUUGUUUUCUACAUGUUUUUUUCAAAACAUUAUGUUUGUUUUUAGAAUAGGAUGCAAAUAAACCCCCUGGAUUUCAUCUCAAGACAGACUUAGAAACGAAAGACACCAUCUCUCUCUCAAGCAAAGAGAGGACAAACAGGACCGUGAAGAAAUAGCUAGGCACAUUACCUAGACAGUGCAAUGCACUUGAGAAAAGGGAAGGAGAAGAGUAUACUUUCAUGAGAGAGGGGGGUCAUGGUAACAUAUUAAGAGCGGAGGGUUGAAUUGGAGAGAGUCAGAAGAAAGAAUUGUUAGGAUCUUCAAUAUGAGGUUUGAAGGCAUCCACCAUUGAUUCACUCAUUCAAGGUUUUGUGUGCUCCUUGGUCUUGGGGAGUGUCCUCUUUCGAGAGAAACUCUCGUAUGAAAUCCAUAGCAAAAGGAUGGUGAAGAAGGUGCAGUGCCGGCUGAAGCUGCUCAGGAACAAGAGGUACGCCAUUGUGAGGCACUUGAGGGGAGAUGUAGCUCAGCUUAUCAGAAUGGGAGACCGAAAUCGAGCACUCAGUCGGGCUGAGCAGCUCCUCAGAGAUGAAAACUUGAUGGCGGUUUAUGAGUUGUUAGAUCACUUCAGCGAGUUCAUCAUCAUCCAUAUGCCCUACAUUCGAAGGCAUAGAGAAUUGCCUAAUGAUAUCAACGAAGCAGUUUCGAGCCUUGUAUUUGCCUCUUCAAGGUGUGGAGACAUACCCGAGCUGUGCAGCAUCAGACAGUUAUUCGGACAACGUUACGGGCAAAGAUUUCUGGCGACGGCUCUGCAUCUUCUGCCUGACAAUCUUGUCAAUUGCCAGAUCAAAGAGAAACUCUGUGUAGUCUCUGUGCCGGAUGAUGUUAAGUCCAAAUUGGUUGACGAAAUAGCGAGGGAGUACUGCCUCGGUUUAGAGGUUUUGGCUCUUGAAUACACUGCCGGGUUUCACAAACAGGUCAAAGAAAGCAAAAGUGCAGAGAUUGAGAGGAAAGAAAUCAUGAGUUGCUCCGCUGGUUUCUCAGUUGAGAAGCCCUUUCCAUGUCAAGAGCAACAUGCAGAAGUGGACGCUUACGAUGAAGCAGAAGUAUAUAAAUUCACCAUCACGGAGCUUGAUAUUGAGAAAGGUGGAGAAGUGGGGAGGAGGGGUAACAGGGGAAGAGAUGAUACCGAAAUAGCGACGAUAUAUCCCGAGUAUAACAUCGAAGAGUUGAAGGCAAAGGAUCAGAGAAUGUUCAGAUUCGUAGAGAGAGUGAGGGAUAUUCAUGAAAAGAGCUUGGACGAAGUGUCCCAAAGCGAGAAACCUGGGUCAAUCUCUGGAGGAAAGAGUAGGAGAUCAAGGAGGAGAUCAAGAUCAUGGGAGACUGUAAUGAAGAACGACAUGGCAAGCGUGGUGUACUACCGCAGACACGGCUGCAAAAGGCAUCAGAAACAGGUGAAGCCGUACAAUGUUUCCACGUGCCCCAAUAAACAACACUCGACGUCCAACGGGUCAAACUCGUGCGGAAUCAUGGUUCCAAAGCACGUGCAUCCCAAGCUCCCUGACUACGAUGAAAUUGCAGCUAAGUUCAUGGCUCUCAGGAGAGACAACAUGUAUCCUUAUUGAAGUCCUUGGUCAGAAAACAUUGAGAAUUGCUUUGUCUUCUUUAAUUACAAGCACCAUUCAUUCAUUGCGUGUCCGAAUUUGUGGUCAUUUGUUUUGGAUCCUCUUAACAUUUGGAAUUCCAAAUAUCAUUCGAUGUGACAGUACACAUCACAUACCA